Gryllus bimaculatus (two-spotted cricket) is the source of this 1256-nucleotide messenger RNA. The record is from the annotation of a GenBank genome assembly. Lineage: Eukaryota; Metazoa; Arthropoda; Insecta; Orthoptera; Gryllidae.
GACAUGGACGCCGCCUUGGAGCCGCAGAGCGCGCGCGCCGACUGCGCCGAGAACGAUGACAUAUUCGAGUGCUACAACAUCCAGCUGUCCAAACCCGAGUCGCGCACCAUCGUGGGCUCCUACAUGCAACGCACCAUCCCGAUACGCAGCGCGUCUUUCUCGCAAGUGGACUUCUCCCCGGCCGACGGCAAGUACAUUCGCAGCAGCGGACGCACGAGCCCGUACUCCGCCUUCACUACCGUGUCGAACGUCAGGGGGGGCUUGCCGCUGUCGGCCAACUCGUCCAUCGCCGGAGGGUCGUUGACGCUGCCCCGCCGCCGCCUGCCUGACAUCUCUGCGUCGCCCUCCGUCAGCCCGUCGUCCUCGACGAUGGUGAGCGCUGAAGAGCCGACCGGCUCCACGCCCUCCGUCGACUCCGCGGUGGGGUCGGACGAAGGCUUCGUGGCUGGCGAGUUGCCGCAGAUGCCGCUGGCGAAAGCGAGCGCGGGCGCGGAGCCGUCGGGCCCGGCGGGCGAGGGCGCGCACAAGGUGCCUGGCGCGCGCUCGCUCACCUACCCGCUGCCGCGCCGCGGCUCCCGCUCCGACGAAGACAUCCCCUUCUCCUCCAUCGACGGCAACGGACUCAAGAGCCUCUCGUACGCCGCCGCCGCGGCAGCUGUCAGCGGCACCGUGCGCGAGCUGCCGGAAGUCAUCGAAGAGUGCGAGGCGUCGGUGGCGGAAGAGGACGUUCAAGUGGAGGAGCUGCAAGUCGUAUCUUCCGCCGACGCCGAAGACUCCUCCGCCCAUCCUGACCAACCACGCUUCUACCUCGGGGACGACCCGGAGCAAGAGGAGCCCCCGAAGUGCGAGUGCGCGCAGGAAGCGGUUACACAAGCGGACAGUGACGUGGGCGACGCGGGGGCGCGGGAGACAGGGGAGAGCGCGCUGUCGCAGUCGGAGCCGAGCGCGGACGAGGCGCAGUGCAGCGACGCUGGCACCGCGCCCCGCUUGCGCAAGGGGCCUUCCAGCGACGAGGAGCCGCUGCUCAGCGAGCAGAUCGACAGCGACGGGUGGGUGGUGUCGGAGCGCUCGCCCAAGGACCACGACCACGCGCCCCGCCCGAGCAGUGCGCGAGUGUCGCCGGAGAGGGACUCGAGUGCGGACAACGACACGGACCACGACGUGUUCGUGGUGCGGUGGCCGGCGCAGGCGCCAUCUAGUCAAGCGGGCGAGCCCGAGCGCGCGCCGGCGGAGGCGGCGUCCUCGGACGCGGAGGC